GGAUUUAAAUGUAAUAUUUUAUAUUAUAAAGGCAUCAAUACCACCAGAGAUGUGGCAUUGAUGUCAGGCUGUAUGUUGUGGUGCCUCUACUCAGCUUCUCUGGGGUCCAUUUUCAGGGCCGAAUGCAGCAUUUGUCCACAUUGACAGCACAAUGACAUGGACUGAGGCCCAGAGCUACUGCAGAGAACACCACACAGACCUGGCCAGUGUGAGAAACCGGGCGGAGAACCAGCAGCUUGUUGAGCUGUUUCCUGGAGGGGCUUAUUGGAUUGGCCUUUACAGAGACUCCUGGAAGUGGUCCGAUGGAAGCAACUCCUCCUUCAAGUACUGGGCAGUAAAUGAACCUAACUACAGAGCUUCAAAGGUUUGUGUGGCUGCAGCUUUCGACAACUCUGGAAAAUGGGAGGACUUGGACUGUGAAGUGGAGAAACCAUUCAUUUGCUACAGACCUGUUCUGCCUGUGAUAAAGGUGAGGGUGGAGAAACCAAACGGUGUGGAUCUGAACGACCAAGCCUUUCUGGAUGCGAUGUUGGUGGAGGCGAAAAAGAACCUAAGGGCCCAGGGAUUGGACGACAACGUCCAUCUGGCCUGGAGGAAGCAGCCGGAUGGACAAGUCUUCCACGAGGAGGAGGAGAAGAAGAGGGAUGAGCUCUAAAGCUGAAUUGCUGUGUCGGCUUUUAUCAGAGAAAAGUGUGUUUCUUUCCUCAAAGUCCUCGUGUUACAGAAUUCAGCUGCAACAAUGAUCUGAAUAAUCAAUUAGUUACGAUCAUUUUGAUAGAAGAUAGAGAAUGUAAUGCUUUUCCUUGUUAUAUAUGGUUAUGAAUUUAAUAUGUUUAGGGUUUUUACUAUUGAAUGUAUUUGCUUGGCCGGUGGGAGAUAAUAAUAAAAUGUUUGGCUUUUGUUGAAUUCUGAUCAAGAUUAAAUUACCAAUAAAAAAAAUGACCUUUAAUGAAAUUUCAUACAAAAAUGUG
Molecule: messenger RNA, 971 nt
Organism: Trematomus bernacchii (emerald rockcod)
Lineage: Eukaryota; Metazoa; Chordata; Actinopteri; Perciformes; Nototheniidae
Product: lectin BRA-3-like
Exons: 3
Coding region: 152-655 (167 amino acids)
Source: RefSeq, a predicted model, not a curated record